Ailuropoda melanoleuca (giant panda) is the source of this 3623-nucleotide messenger RNA. It is a transcript of the gene NT5C3A, whose product is annotated as 5'-nucleotidase, cytosolic IIIA. Bases 370 to 1263 code for a protein of 297 amino acids. Gene Ontology annotation, molecular function: 5'-nucleotidase activity; magnesium ion binding. The record is from RefSeq and is a predicted model, not a curated record. NCBI's taxonomy places the organism in Eukaryota, Metazoa, Chordata, Mammalia, Carnivora, Ursidae. The transcript is spliced from 11 exons. Gene Ontology annotation, cellular component: cytoplasm.
CAGACACACCUUCUCUUAACUGUCACAUUAUUCAGUUGAUCAUUUUCUGUAGACUGGCUGGUGACUAGCUCAGAGCUAGCAAGUGUCACCCAGAGCAUAAUAAAGCACUGUGUAGUAAUGCGUCACAAGACCAUUUUUGCAUAGAGCUUAGCCAAGGCUUUUGGAACCGCCCUCGGUUGCACCUUGUGCUAUAUUAGUACUUCUCAGACAGGAAGAAUUUUCUUUCGCUGGUGUAGCUUGUCCGGUUACCUUCAGGUCUAUAUCCAAGCCCCUGCAUCUCUGGAUAUUGCUUACUACCUAUGCUGUUGUUCUAGGACAAACUGAAGGACAGAACUCAGAGUGCGCUAAGGAAGACUGGAUAACCAAGAAAUGCCUAAUCAGGAUUCUGCUGUACAUGUGAAAAUGAUGCCUGAAUUCCAGAGAAGUUCAGUUCGAAUCAAGAACCCUGCAAGAGUAGAAGAAAUUAUCUGUGGUCUUAUUAAGGGAGGAGCUCCCAAACUUCAGAUAAUAACAGACUUUGAUAUGACACUGAGUAGAUUUUCCUAUGAAGGGAAAAGAUGCCCAACAUGUCAUUAUGUCAUUGACAGCAGUAAGCUGGUUACAGAUGAAUGUCGAAAAAAGUUACUGCAACUAAAGGAAAAAUAUUAUGCCAUUGAAAUUGACCCUGGUCUUACCAUGGAAGAGAAGUACCCCUAUAUGGUAGAAUGGUAUACUAAAUCACAUGGUUUGCUUGUUGAACAAGCUUUACCAAAAGCUAAACUUAAAGAAAUUGUGGCAGAAUCUGAUGUUAUGCUCAAGGAAGGGUAUGAGAAUUUCUUUGAUAAGCUCCAACAAUACGGUAUCCCUGUGUUCAUAUUUUCGGCUGGUAUUGGUGAUAUACUAGAGGAGGUAAUCCACCAAGCUGGCGUUUAUCACCCAAACAUCACAGUAGUGUCCAACUUCAUGGAUUUUGAUGACAAUGGAGUGCUGAAAGGAUUUAAAGGCGAACUAAUUCAUGUAUUUAACAAACAUGAUGGUGCCUUGAAGAACACAGAAUAUUUCAAUCGACUAAAAGACAAUAGCAACAUCAUUCUUCUGGGAGAUUCCCAAGGGGACACAAGAAUGGCAGAUGGAGUGGCCAACAUUGAACACAUCCUGAAAAUUGGAUAUCUAAAUGAUAGAGUAGAUGAGCUUUUAGAAAAGUACAUGGACUUUUACGACAUUGUUCUGGUAAAAGACGAAUCAUUGGAUGUAGCCAACUCUAUCUUACAGAAGAUUCUAUAAACAAGCAUUCUUCAAGACCUCUUUCCUGUGGGUGCAAUUGAUGCGAAAUGCUCACCUGUUCAUCUUGCUGAAAGACUUCUAUUUAUAAUGCAUUCUUGCUCUUGAAGUUUUUUUCUCUCCAUUACUGAGGUAUUUUUGGACGUACUGAAUUCAUCGACUGGAAGCUCCUUUUUUCCUCCACCUCUCUCAACACACUCCUCAACUCUAUUUUUUGACAGAUUGAAAAAGAAAAUUUUAAAGCCAAAAUUUGAAAAAUAACUCCCUACAUUUCCAGAGUGAAUUUUUUAGUGUAAUGUUAUCAUGAGGUUUUUGAGGAAACUUUUUACUCUGUGAAAGUUUGUGUAAGUUUAAAAAGAAGUUUUAUGAAAUGGUGAAAUAAUGUGCAUGAUUUUAAAUGUUGCCAUUUUUGUAAUUGAGGUGAAUUAUGCUGAUGAUAUCACCAUCUCCUGAAAUUGUGUUAUGUUUGGUUAUUCUGUUUUGUGAAAGUCAGUAUUUACCAGAAAAUAUUGGCACUCAGUGUUUGAAAAAACCAUUGGUAUCCACAUGUCACUAAUCAUUACAAAAUGUUCUGUAUUGAAGCACUGAUAAUACACAUGAAAUGAAAAGCCUUUUUAAAUUGUACUGUCAAGAUAAUUAUUAUUCAUUUUUUCAACAAUAUCUGUUAAGCACCUGCCGUAUUUUUCCUAUGUGUGUAUGUGUGAGAGAGAGAGGGAAAGAGGGAGAGAUAAAUCCUAGUGUCAUUGUCAUGGUGCCUAUUUAGAUUGACUAUUUUUAAACUUACACAUUAUAAGUUCAAGGAUAAAAAGAUAGUUGCAGAGGAAAUUUAAUCAGCCCUACAGAAAGUACUGGGGACUGGGAAAAUUCUUUUCGCUCAUUGAAGGUAUCAGUAAAAGAGUCUAAGUUGUUGUGAGUCUAAGAGUUUCAGAAAUAGCCACAGGCAGGGAACAAAGUGUAGCUGGGUCUCCUGUUAACUAAAACUGUGUACUGCUAAAUUAGGAACUGGCAUUCCUCUCUGCAGUCUGACUUCCCAUUCCAAAUUUCUGCUGCCCCAUAAUUGGUUUCCACAAGGUUUACACUUGCCAUGGUGAUAAAUGUGACCCUGACUCUAACCAUUUUCACUCCAGAGUCUACAAGCCACUAAUUCCGUAAUGCAUCUGAGCUGUGAUAUAGAACAUGUUCCACCUGGUUCUGGACAUCCAGUGUGGUCGGCAGUCUCUAGUCCAAUUUGAUGUGGCAGGUAGGCAAGGUCUUGCAGUGGAAACCUUUUCCCUGGGGCAGCCCAUCCUUAUCCUCUACUACUACUGCUCCUUUUUAUAAUAAACAAUGAAACAAAGUCUAUAGUGGCCAAAAGUAGACUAUUCCCUGCUUAAGUUGGGAAUUUCUAAAGGUAGCUUUUUAUCCCGUAUUGCUGUUAGAGUUGACCAUAUUGACUGUUUUCCAAAGGAGCUUAUAAUAUGCUUCUACAAAGAAGCAUGGUGCAUGGUGUAAAUGUAAAGAAUACUGAAGUUAUGACCUCCAUUCUAGUCAAGGCUCAGCCCUGUACUAAAACUAUAUAAGUCAGGCACCUCCCUAUAUAAUGAAGGCCUGGGGGGGCUGCAGGCUCUCUAGCCCCUUCCAGCCACCCCCUAACUGGAUUAUUAUGCCAGGCCCCUGCCUCUUCUACCACCUGCCUGUGACCCUAUCACCUCUCACUGCCCCUGUUUCUAUCGAUAUUUAAAACAAUUGGUUUUCAAGUUCAGCUUUCAGAGCAGUUUAGCCAUUAGGAAAUGGGCUAUAGACUCAGACUGUCUGGAUUUGAAUCCUCUUUCUACCACUUAGGAGCUGUGUGAUCAGGACAUAUUAUUUAACCUGUGUCCUUGCUCAUCUAUAAAGUGAAGGUAAUGAUACAUCCUCUGGAUAAAUUACUGUGAGGAUGACAUUUACUCAUCAACACCAAUGUGUGCUUUUAAGUUUUAUAUUUGCAUUUAGAAUAGCUUAGCACCAGUAUUCAGUAUGGUUAGCUCUUUCCCAUCCACGAAAGUGUAAACAGUCUGGAGGGAAGGAGGAAACCCAAAGCUCUUUCAUAGCCCUAGUGAACAUUGGCCGUGUAUAGUAACUACCAUGUCCUCUAAAGGGUCUAGCAUUAGCUGUUAGGGUUUUUAGGGUUUUGUGGGGUGUUCUUUUUUUAAUUUUGAGUUUUACCUUAGGAGUAAAGCAGUUUUGGGUGCUGAGAUGAAUGAUUUUGAAGAAACUGAAAAGCAAAAACAACUGUCAAAGAUACUAGUUUGUCCCAGAGUGAUUUUGUAAGAACUCCGCAUCCCGUGGUGUGUUUAAUAGACUCCAGAGUUGGUUAGGUAGAUUAUUAAAGGUUUUUUUAACCA